Vicugna pacos (alpaca) is the source of this 1478-nucleotide messenger RNA. NCBI's taxonomy places the organism in Eukaryota, Metazoa, Chordata, Mammalia, Artiodactyla, Camelidae. The record is from RefSeq and is a predicted model, not a curated record.
GCCUGUGCCGAUUCCAGCUGCGACUGCUGUGGGGGGAAAAUGACGCCCAGGUUGGGCUCCUGGGUUGCCGGCCGAGGGGAGGCCUGCACUGCACACGCGCAGACUGAGUAUCCGCGUCUAAGGCCGAAGGGAGCGCGCGCUCCCCACAUCCUGCGCGCCUGGCUGCCAGGCAUUCGUCUCUGCCGCGACUCCCGCCGGGCCCGGCAGCGCUGGCGCGCCCACAUCUGAAGAGCGAUGCCCCGGGAGAUCAUCACCCUGCAGCUGGGCCAGUGCGGCAACCAGAUUGGGUUCGAGUUCUGGAAACAGCUGUGCGCCGAGCAUGGUAUCAGCCCCGAGGGCAUCGUGGAGGAGUUCGCCACCGAGGGCACUGACCGCAAGGACGUCUUUUUCUAUCAGGCAGACGAUGAGCACUACAUCCCUAGGGCUGUGCUGCUGGACCUGGAGCCCCGGGUGAUUCACUCCAUCCUCAAUUCCCCCUAUGCCAAGCUCUACAACCCAGAGAACAUCUACCUGUCAGAGCAUGGAGGAGGAGCUGGCAACAACUGGGCCAGUGGAUUCUCCCAGGGUGAGAAAAUCCAUGAAGACAUCUUUGACAUCAUAGAUCGAGAAGCAGAUGGAAGUGACAGCUUAGAGGGCUUCGUGCUGUGUCAUUCCAUUGCUGGGGGGACCGGUUCUGGCCUGGGCUCCUACCUCCUGGAGCGACUGAAUGACAGGUACCCCAAGAAGCUGGUGCAGACUUACUCAGUGUUUCCCAACCAGGACGAGAUGAGCGAUGUGGUGGUCCAGCCCUACAACUCACUGCUCACACUCAAGAGGCUGACCCAGAACGCAGACUGUGUGGUGGUGCUGGACAACACAGCCCUGAACCGGAUCGCUACAGACCGCCUGCACAUCCAGAACCCAUCCUUCUCCCAGAUCAACCAACUGGUGAGCCCCCACUCCUGGACUCAUUUGGACUGGAACCCCUCCUUUCUCCUGGUCUUCUUUGGCCACUCCAUUCCACUAGCCACUUUCACCAUUCUCCCCCAAUUCCAUUCCAACCCCCUCUCUUGCACUGGCUCCGAUCAUGGAGAUUUCUUUCUCUUUCAGCUCUUUGAAAGUUCCUGCCAGCAGUAUGACAAACUGCGGAAGCGGGAGGCCUUCUUGGAGCAGUUCCGCAAGGAGGACAUCUUCAAGGAGAACUUUGAUGAGCUGGACAGGUCCAGAGAGGUUGUGCAAGAGCUCAUUGAUGAAUACCACGCAGCCACGCGGCCAGACUACAUCUCCUGGGGCACCCAGGAGCAGUGACUUCCUCCCCAUGAAACCUCCAGGACAGUAAGCACAGCCCCCAUCAUGCCUGGUCUCUCCAGCCCCAAUUCCUCUCACCAACGAUCUAUCAAGGUUCUUCUCCAGCUCAAGAGAGCUCCUCUCUUCCAUGCCCUGACCUAUGAUAUGCUUAUUUAGCUCUAGUAAAGUAAUAAAGCUUGGUUGUGAAUAUC